GGCUGUCAACAAAAUGGACAAGCGCCAGGUCAAGACUUUCUGCACACCAUUCCACUGAACCUCUUGAGCAGCCAUGAAGCUGCACGGGCUGUCUGGUGCCACAAUGAGUGCGCUGACCACAAUCGUGCCAUACCUAGGCUCCAAUGACGCCGUCUAUGACGACGGCCCCGCCAAGCCUGGAUUCCGCUCAGAAAAAAUGCACUCUGAAUCCAUUAGUGUCACAAACAAGGUCAUUUACAGCACCAAUGCGGCCAUUUUCCCCACUAACAUGUCAGACAUUCUGUUGAGUAAUGACACUGAUGGGAUGGCGGCGCAGUGCGGGGAGAACUUUGUGGACAACUUGGAGUGUUUUAUGAUCCUGACUCCUGGGCAGCAACUGGCCAUCGCCAUCUUGGCCCUCACUUUGGGUUCGUUUACAGUGCUGGAGAACCUGAUGGUGCUGUGCGUCAUUCUGCAUUCGCAGAUGCUACGAUCCCGACCGUCCUACCACUUCAUAGGAAGCUUGGCUGUGGCGGACCUCAUCGGCAGCAUCAUUUUCGUCUAUAGUUUCUUGGACUUCCACGUCCUGCACAGGAAGGACAGCCCUGAGGUUUUCCUCUUCAAGCUGGCCGGUGUCAUCGCCUCCUUCACCGCCUCCGUGGGCAGCCUCUUCCUCACCGCCAUUGACCGCUACAUCUCCAUUCACAGGCCCAUGGCGUACAAGCGCAUUGUGACCAAGACUAAAGCAGUGGCGGCCUUCAGUCUCAUGUGGGGCGUGUCCAUAGUGUUUGCGCUGCUGCCCCUGCUGGGUUGGAACUGCAAGCGCCUCAACUCGGUCUGUUCAGACAUUUUCCCCCUCAUCGAUCAGAAGUAUCUGAUGUUCUGGAUUGGGAUGACCAGCGUCCUGCUGCUCUUCAUCAUUUACGCUUAUAUGUUCAUCUUGUGGAAGUCGCACCACCAUGCUGUGCGCAUGCUAAGCCGCACCUCCCAGAGGAGCAUCGUUGUCUACACAGCGGAGGGCACCAAGGUUCAGACGGCGAGGCCCGAGCAGGCCCGCAUGGACCUCCGCCUGGCCAAGACCCUCGUGCUCAUCUUGGUGGCCCUCAUCCUCUGCUGGGGGCCACUCUUAGCCAUCAUGGUUUACGACCUCUUGGGAAAAGUGGACGACUUCAUCAAGACCGUAUUUGCCUUCUGCAGCAUGCUGUGCCUGUUCAACUCCACCGUCAACCCCGUCAUCUACGCCAUGAGGAGCAAGGACCUGCGCAGGGCUUUCGGCAACAUCUGCCGCCUGUGCCGGGGAAGCGAGCAACCUCUGGAUAACAGCGGGGAGAGCGAUUGGAACAGCAGGAGCGUCAGGACCAAAGAUAGCGGAGGCAGUGGGGCGAACAGCCGAGUGAAAGUGGCCCAAGUUUCUAUUUCUGGAGUGACAGAUACAACUUCAGGUGCAGAUUCAGUGUGAACGCCUUCUGAUUGUGAAGUCGGAAGGCGUUCACACUGAAGUGUGCCAUGAAUAUUGUGUAGGAUGGACUGCACCUCCUUGUGCACUUGAUUUUGACUGGAGUGUGCCAAAGAGUGACUUGUGAUUCCAACAUAUUCACUGUAAGUUUGCUUGGAUGAUGAACUCUGGAGCUGUUGUUUUAGGCACACCUGCACAAUCUAAACAACCAGUGGGCAAAGUACUUACUGGCGUCGUCCACCCUUUAAUCUGGCCCAGCAAGCAUUAGCAAGAGUUUUGUAAAAUUUGUUGCAUUAAUUUCGCCACUUUUCCUGUAAAAUUUAUUGCAUUAAUUCUAUCCCUUUAGGUUGUUCUGGUGUUCCUUAUGAAUAAUGAAAUGUGCUUUGUUGUAUAGCUUUCAUUCUUAACCAUUUUAGGAGUGACCACGUUUAUUGCUAUUGCAUAUCACAGGUGUGGGAAACUAUUUUGCAACCAGAGAGCCAUUAAGUUUUUAUAAAGUCCUCCUUGGCCAUACUAAACUGAAGAACAAAUACACACAUUUUC
This is a messenger RNA of Hippocampus comes (tiger tail seahorse), 1978 nucleotides long. Its product is annotated as cannabinoid receptor type 1B-like. The record is from RefSeq and is a predicted model, not a curated record. Gene Ontology annotation, cellular component: membrane. Gene Ontology annotation, molecular function: cannabinoid receptor activity. Bases 74 to 1438 code for a protein of 454 amino acids. Lineage: Eukaryota; Metazoa; Chordata; Actinopteri; Syngnathiformes; Syngnathidae. Gene Ontology annotation, biological process: G protein-coupled receptor signaling pathway. The transcript is spliced from 3 exons.